Rubroshorea leprosula is the source of this 1287-nucleotide messenger RNA. Lineage: Eukaryota; Viridiplantae; Streptophyta; Magnoliopsida; Malvales; Dipterocarpaceae. The record is from the annotation of a GenBank genome assembly.
GCCAUGAUGUGGUGUUUGAUGAAGUAAGCACUUGGUCUUAGAUAGAAAAAUCUGGACAAUAGAUUCCUAUAGAUUUUGAAAAUGGAGAAGAUCUAACUAUGCAGCACUCAAAAGAUCAAACUUCAACAGAUCUUGAGGUUUCAAGACAAACAGCUGAAGAAAGUCUACCUACAGAAGUAGAGAUCAAUACUGGAGGAAGUCUACCAACAACAUUAGAACUGGAAUUUGGAACUAGUUCCAGACCUCAACGCAAAAAGAGAAGACCAGCAUGGUUGGAAGAUUAUAAGUGGAUCUACAAGACAGAGCUCAAAGAGAAUGGGGCGGUUGACAAAUUCAAAACUCGCUUGGUGGCAAAGGGUUACAAGCAAGAGUUUGGCAUUAAUUAUCAAGAAGUUUUUGCUCCAGUUGCAAGGAUGGAUACCAUCAGAUUGGUGAUUGCAUUGGCAGCACAGAACUCAUUGCUGAUCUACCAGCUUGAUGUGAAAUCUGCCUUAUUGCGUGGAAAUCUGCAAGAACAGGAAGUUCUGGAUAGAUUUCAAAUGAAGAACUGCAAUUCUGUCACUACACCAGUUGAUAAAGGUGUAAAGCUCGUAAAAGAUCCAGGAGACAGAUCUAUGGACAAUAAAUUGUAUAAGCAGAUUGUUGGAAGUCUGAUGUAUCUGACAACAACAAGACCAAAUAUAAUGAAUGGUAUUUUGGACUAUUCUAAGGGUGACCAGAUAGAUCUCGCAGGCUUUAUAGACAGUGAUUAUGCUGGAGAUCUGGAUGACAAAAAAAGCACUUUUGGGUUUGUUUUUAUGUUGGGAUCUGCUGCAAUUUCAUGGUCUUCAAAGAAACAGCCCAUUGUGACUUUGUCCACAACAGAAGUGGAGUAUGUGGUAGCAACUUCUUGUGCUUGUCAAGCUAUUUGGUUAAGAAGAAUUAUGGAAGAACUUGAGCUGAAUCAACAUGAGGCCACUUCAAUUUAUUGUGAUAACAGUUCAGCCAUCAAGCUUUCUAGAAAUCCAGUUUUGCAUGGGAGAAGCAAGCAUAUACAUGUGAGGUAUCAUUUCUUGCGCAACUUGGUACAAGAUAGAACAAUUGAGUUGAUUUAUUUUAGAAUAGAAGAUCAAGUGGCUGAUAUAUUCACAAAACCUCUCAAAGUAGCAGUUUUUUCAAAACUGAGAUAGUUACUUGGUGUUUGCAGCAGGCAGAAUUCAGUUUGAUGGAGGGUCUGUAGAUUCCAGAUUGCAUAUUUGCAGAUAUGGUGUUAUCCGGAUUUCUUUAAACUAAAGUCUGAAGACUUUU